CAUAUGCAUUAACGCCGCGCAUUAUUUCCUAGGCGUCUCCUAAAUAUUUCGUUUAAAUUAUACGAGGAAUUCAAACAAAUUAAUUACAAAACAACUGGACGCAUACCGCAGAACUUCAAUAUGCCAAGAGUAAGCGAGUCAACAAUGCGCGAAUUGCAUGACAUUUUAAAUGCGGAGAAUCCAGAUGAGAAUCGAUUUAAAGAUUUUCUAAAAAAGAAAACCGCACCGAAGCCGAGAAACAGUCCCAAGUAUGUACUUGGCGGUUGUGAUGUUUCAUUUGAUAUAGACGUCGAUUUCAUCAAACUGCCAGAAAAGAAACAACAGAAACAACAGCAGCAAAAGCAGCAAGAGACUGAGCCACAAGGAGCACAGUUAACACCAAAAAAGCUAGCGCUACGUGAGACGUUUACUAAUGCCAUUAGAGCUAAUGGGAAACACUUAGUGGUUGACUCACAGCCACAGUCAGAAGUACCUAAAUCGCCGACAGAUGACAAUAGAGCUACAGGGCGUUCCCUUAGUGUGUCGCCUGGUGUACUCGACUAUUCUCCUGGUCAACGUAGCGGCGGAGCCGCAAGUGACUCUAAGACAGUGCAUCGUGGGACUUUAAGCAGACGCUCUCAUGUAAUUCGUGGACGACGAGAUCUUCAAGAAGAGUUUAAUACUGAGGUCAAUGUGACACGAAAAACAUCAGGAUCGUUUGAUUUUCUGCCUAAAGUAAGCAGCACGCCUGCUUUAGAGAAACCAGCAAAGCUGCCAAAGCCACAGAUCCCACAAUCCGCAACAGGAACUGAAGCCCUUGAGUCUUCGUCGAAUCAUGCUGAUUUCGAGGGGAGCUUUGAAGAGAGCCUAAUGCAUUCAAGCCAUCGAAGCCCACGAACUAGAUUAGGCAAUCGAGGUACCUUUGUUAAAGAACGGAUAACUGACUCAGAACAACAGCAGAGCUGUAAAAACUCUUCACAGAAUCCAACAGGCGUUGGUCAUCGGGGCACCUUUGAUAUAGAUAAAACACCCGAGCCCGCCAUCAAAGCCAAAAAUAUGGGACAAAAAGCAACGAAAACUUCGUCUUCGACGAUGAAUGGUUCUAUUGGCGGUCGGCAGCCUUACGUGCGUCUGAGACGAGUCCUACCGUAUAUGGAUUUAACACAACUGUCACAGCAAGCUGCGUUCGAUUCGGAGCAAAUUGUGCGUGAAACGCAAUCAUCACCAAUAAAGACAUCAGCUGACGCAUCAGUAUGUCGAUAUAUAACACGACGUCAACAGAAUAAAGAGUCAGAGGCGGAACAUGUGCCUGAAAUACAAGCCCAGGAGUUCACGCCACAAGUAGAAAUGGCAGCUGGAUCAGUAACACCGCCACUAGCUGUUAGUUGUGCCAUACAAACUACCUGCAUUCCGGGCAAUACAGAUGCUACGAAUGAAAACCUAACGUUAGAGGAAAAUGACGUUGAGGAUAUGGAAAAAACAUCUCCGCUCAAUUUAGCGCCUACCGGUGGCAACACAACCAGGCUACGUCACCGACAAAACCUACAAAUCAACCACGAGAAGUCCAUUCAGUUGCUCGAUCUUCAUUGCACGCACAAGAACAAUUCAUCUGAGCAGCGUACCCAGAAAACAACUCAGGCUGCUCUCAACAAGCCACUUCUGCCGGCCAUCAAUGGGGAAGAGUUUGCCGAGGAAUUGGCACGCAUGACCAACCACGAAAUUCUCGAUUUGCGAAAACGCAACUCAUUAGGCAGACUCCACCACCAGCAAGUGUUUACCACGGAACAGCAGCUGGUUUUGGAGCAGAGCAUACAAAUGGAAAUGUUGCGUCGCAAUCUAAACGGUCAGGGUGAUGGCUUACCCAGCAAAGUGAUCGCAACCAGUCCAGAAUUGAAUGCGACUAAGAAUGUUAAGAAUACUCCACCAGAACUAGAUAUGUCGCAGCAUGUACUCAGAAGGAGUGGAACCAUUCAAAGUAAAACAUUGAUUCAGCCAUCGCGACGAUCGCGUUACAAACGCCGAGGUGUACCCAUUACUACAGAGCUGCAGAACUAUAUGGAGCUGCCGAGCGCUAUUGAGAAACGUCUGAAAGUGAACUCCGGGUGCGAUACCAAGCGCAGUCUGUACACAAAGGGCAAUUCAGACACGGAGGAUAAUCGAUCGCUGUCGCCGGUAGCACAACAUUGCAUAACCAAUGCCAGCAUACAAAUUGCACCUGCCCCGCCUCUUCAUUUAAGCAGCGAUGAGGAUUACGAGCAUAUCCCUAUUGUUCCACCUCCACCAAUGUGCUUGAGAUACUCGCGCAAUUUGCGAAGAUCUCAGCUUCAGCCGCAUGAUAAUGUCGAGGAGGGCGAGCAAGAUGAAAAUGUUGCUCCAGAGCAAAGUCGAAACUCUAAUACUAAGAUUAUAGAGGAUAUACAAAUUAUGCCGCCUUCACCAGAGUCUCUUCAACGUUCCCGUCAGUUACGCAGUUCAUCUUUGGAUGAUUCCAUGUCUCAGGAGCAAAUGGCAGAUGCUGAUGGAGAUGUUAUAAAAGAGACUAUGUCAAUUGUAUCGCCUCCACCAGAUGCGACUCAAUUAACGCGUAGGUCAAGAAAAUUUUUGGCUCCACCUUUGGAGGAUAUCAUCGAGGAUGAUGCUGCUGCAGACCGCACACAACGGUCUCAAACAGGCAUAGAAGAUAUACGCAUUGUGCCGCCUUCACCAAUAUCUAUUCGAUACUCACAACGGUUACAAAGCUCUACGCUUAAACAUUCUGAAGAUGUCAUUGAACAGGAGAAACGCGAUAUUGCUGCCCAACACUCACAAAGCUCUCCAGCUGAGAUAGUAGAAAAUUUACGAAUUGCGCCUUCUCCAGACGUCUCCGUUGAACACUUGACAAGAUCUAAGCAGCAGGAAAUCAUCUAUUUGGAUGUGGAGCAGGAGCAAAAGGAAAAAGAUCCACAAGGGUAUCUUCCAGCGGUUACGGAAUUGGAUGAUAUGAUGCUGCCGUUGAUCCAAGACAACGGUAGUAGCUAUAUGGAGGAACUGCGUGUGCAAACACCAACACCACCAUCAUCACUAUCGCAAAUAUCCAUGAAUGAGCAAAUGAUGCUUGACGAACAGCCGAGCACGAGCAAGGCCGCUCGCGAAGCUCUGCAGCUUUCGAUUAGUCGGCAACAGAAGAUAAAGAAUCCAAAGAAGGUCAAACAAAAAAAAAACACCGCAGACGAUGCUGUAUUUAAAAAACCAAUCUUACCUGCACCAAGAGCUGGUAAACAUAAAUCUUUCAGGAUUAGAGAGUUAGAGAGUUUGCGAAUUAAAACAGGAGACCAGACGUUGGCAUCGCAGUACAGUGAUAAUGCUGAUAAAAGUGGAAUUCGCAGAUCAAAGCGUGGUCAGGUUCCGCUGCGCAACACCUGGGUUCAUAGCGUUAGUGAGCCCUUCAAGUUCACCUUCUUUGAGCGCGCGAUCACCGACACAAUUAGCCAAAAGCGCAAGCACAAGUCGUUACGAAAUCAAACCAAUUCGUUUACAAACGAAAGAACGCCACUUUGUAGCAGCACGCCCCUUAAUGAGAUUAAGCCUGUGAACCCGGGUCGCAGUUCAAGAGCACUUAAACGCAAACGAACAGCUGAGGAAGACUUUCGAGAAUCGGGCAUAUCGUUAUUGCCUGAAAUAGCUGAGGAAGAUGAGCUUCGACUAAAUAAAAGCAACUUAACAGCUAAACCACACAAAAGUCCCAAAAAGAAUUUAAGAAAUAUGGAAAGUGAGCUGAAAAGGUCUCUACGCCGAUCAUUCAUAGAAUCGGAAUCCGAUGUUGAAUCAGAAGAAGAAACGGAACCCGAAGCAGAAGCAGAAACAGAAACAGGAGCCGAAGCAGGACCUAUUGCAGAACCCAUACAAUUGCCUUUGCAAAUUGAGUCUGGAGGGGAACCGGCACCUGACCUGGCACUCAAUACCAGGUUGGAUGCGUCAAAAAUUGAACUCUUGAAGAUGGCAGACAGGUUACGCGGAGUUAACGAGGUAGUGGAGUCUGAUAAAAGUUCGGACAGUGACAUUGAGAACGAUGUAAUACGCUUUACGUCUGUGACUGACUUAAAGUUCUUAAAUUUGGAUGGCAUUGAAUACAGCUUUUAUAAGACGCAGGAAGCGUGGGGCAUGGGCUACAUGCGUUUCCAGCCGCUGCAAGAGCGCGGCAUGAAGCGCAACAAGUCUAACACUUUGCGUUUUCUUUCCCUCUAUGGAGAGUUUGUCAUUGAGGUAAAACAAGAGUCAGAAGACGGUCAGAAAUACGUCAUGAAAUCAGGUGAUUUCAUUGAGAUUAAUAUGGGCAGUCGUUUUAAUAUCACCAACAGUUUGAAUGAGGUCAGUUUGCUGAUUGUGAAUCGUAAGUGAAUUGUGAUGUAUGUUUAUAUUUACAUCAAUCCAUUCAUUACAACCCCCAUCUACACUAAGGAGAGACAACC
Drosophila hydei is the source of this 4427-nucleotide messenger RNA. RefSeq lists its product as uncharacterized. Bases 121 to 4356 code for a protein of 1411 amino acids. Lineage: Eukaryota; Metazoa; Arthropoda; Insecta; Diptera; Drosophilidae. The transcript has 8 exons. The record is from RefSeq and is a predicted model, not a curated record.